Messenger RNA from Pocillopora meandrina, 6583 nucleotides. NCBI's taxonomy places the organism in Eukaryota, Metazoa, Cnidaria, Anthozoa, Scleractinia, Pocilloporidae. The record is from the annotation of a GenBank genome assembly.
CUCCUAGAAAUCAGAUAUCAACAGGGAGUCAUCGUAGAGAGAUGGGAUAAUAUUGACGGCUAUUUGGUUGUAAAACUUUUACAAGAUCCCAGAUUUCCCAAGCUUCCAACAUCACUUCAAUACAAUACAGAGUUCAGCGAACCGCACGACUGGGGAACUAAUUAUGGAUCAAGAGUCAGAGGUUACUUUGUGCCUCUUCAAACAGGAUAUCACAUCUUCCAAAUAGGUAUAAGAAACGGGGAAAAAACGGGUAAAAACUGCAAACUAUUUAAAUAAUUUAGCUAUCUGGCUACCUUCUAUUCAGCCAAAAAAAGCAAUAACCCAAUGAAUCCAAAAAGGAACGAGGCUUUUUUUUUUUUAAGAGAAUGGCGUUCAAGGCCCUUGAUUCUUACAUAAAAGUCUAAAUGUAAUGAAAUUUUGAGUGACUGGUAAUGUUUUACAUUUUGGGUGACUGCGUAAAGGUUAUUAACAUUAUUUUGUACAACUGGGCUUUCGCGUUGGAAACGUGAAACCAUGAUGUCACCGCCAUUCAAUUUACCAUGAUGUCACCGCCGAUCAAUUUUCAAUUUAUUGCACUAAAUGCUAUCCCAAAGACUUCACAGUCAGUUUAAAUAGUCAUUGCAAAUUUUUCACUCCGGCCAAUCGUUCAAUUUCUCUGUCACCCAAACUGACAAGUUUCACUCCUGUCACUUAAGAGAAUCACUUCAUUUGAAUGGUAAUAAAAAGAUUUUAUUACCCUCCUUUUCAGCGAGUGACGAUCAGGGUAAGUUGUUCUUCAGCCUAGACGAGAACCCUGACGGGAAAAUGCUAAUAGCUAGAGUUGACAAAGGUCACGAGUCUUCUCACUUGGGCUUUACCGCGUAAGUUAACACUUUAUUUCAUGGUUCGUACGUCAUGGAAAAUGGUCAAACACAGUUUAUUUUCUUGUCUGGCUCGACCGAGGUUAGUCAGUGAGCAUUUCUACAUAGGACCACUGCUUUUCAUCUUUCUUCCACUCUUCUUUCAACUCGUAUCUCCCGGCUUUUCUGGCCCUGCUCACACAUAAGGAGAUUUUUGUUUAUUGGCUAUCAAUAAAAUCUCGCGAAGGGUCCUUGGGGUCACAUGGUAAAAGUCAUAAUAUUAUCUUUUUUACAUUUAUAACGAUCAAGAAAACGUUUUUCUUAUAGAUAUCCCGAACAAAAGUCUCAACGAAUACACUUAAUAAAAGGGUCUUAUUACUACCUUGAGGGAAUUCAUAAACAGCAAUAUGGCCGUGACAACUUUGAUGUUGGUGUAAUUACUCCCGACGGCAAAGAGCACAAUCCGAUCCCCUCCGAGUUUCUUCGUACAACAACACCACCCAAACCACGACGUAAGAUAAGUCGUCAACUUGCACUCAUUUGUAUGGUGAUACGAGUAGGACUGAGUGAUGACUGUUAAAUAGAAUUUUUUUCUUUGACCUGAAAAAAUCAAUCUUUGAUCACAAGCAGUGAGUGCUUAUCAUUGUCAGGUUUUAUCAUACUCAUUCUUAUCAUUAAUGUAAUUAUUCUUUUAUCGUUACUUUGACAUUCUAAUUCAUUUUUGAGCACAGUCAAACGAUGAAAAAACAUCAGUUAUUCACUAAAAUGCGAUGAAACUAUUCAAAGCUGUACCAAUGAAGUGUAUUCAUGUCUCCAACGCAGUCAACGAAACCUCCUCCUCUACUCUGAUAACAAUUGCUGCGCAGGCGGGAGCCAAGGCUGGCGCCUCCCUUGGCGUAAAACAAGCAAUGAAGAGUGGUGCAACAGCUGGUGCAGAAGCAGGAGCCAUGGCCGGAGAGAAAGCUGGAGCCGAGGCUGGUGCAAUAGCAGCAAAAGAAACGGCGAUGAAAGUAGCCACUAAAACACUCAGAGAGGCUUUGAUAAAAAUUGGUACUUUCAACAAACCGGUACGGUGUUACUUAGGCAUUCAGUGAUCUAGUCUAAGUAUCUUAUCGCUGGCAUUAUGACGUGAUUACGCAUAAACAGGUUCAGUGACUACGUCCUCAGAGGCGUAUAGAACCUGGGAGUUCCUCAUGAGUGGAGGGACGGUCAGAUUUCUCUUUUUGUCUAACUCAAACAUCUAACUUUAAGCGCAUGAUUUCAACCUAGUUUUAUCUUAGCGUCAAGUUCACGUUCAAUACACUAACCCUUAUUAGAAUGCAGUUCCAUGAUUUUUAACGAUUUACACCUACAAUUAAUUCGUUAUUCUUAUUAUUCCUUCAAGAUUUUUAACAUUUAUACAGCAAACGGGAGUGUUACUCCAUUGCAACAAGGAGCAAUAUCCCAAGCCGGAGCACAGACUGGAAUUCAAGCAGGUGUAACCGGAACAGCUGGAGCUGGAGCAGUAGCGGGUGCCCAAACAGAACUGAUAACAGAUACAUAUGUAAUAGGCAACGCAGGGUUAGAGUCGCAAGUUGGAGUCACUUUAGGUAUCACAGGAACCCAUGUAAUGACUUCAGGAGAAGCUCAAGGGACGACAAUUACUGGCCUUUUUACACACGCUGUUUUCCACAAUAAAACACUUGUCUAUAUUUAUCCACCUCUUGGCAUAAACGCUUUGAUUUUUGCAAAGAAAAAAGGUCUUAUAGACCCGAGAGGGUUCGCUUUGAAAAGUGAGUAAAAAUGAGAAAGUUUUCCCUGAUGUCUUCUUUAUAUUCUCUAUCAUGAAGAAAACGUGAAAAAUAUUUAGCAACUGAAAUCCACGAUUCAACCAAAAUACCGCCGUUGGAUUGCAUAAUGUAGCCUUAAGGACAUUUCAGAACAGGAAAAAUUUAACGUUACCAACGACGAAGCCCUACUGAUGUACUUAUUGUAACAUUGUUACCGCCACUCAUACUUCCUCUAAUUUUCGCACAGAACAGCUAGGCUAUUUACUUAACUUAACAGGAAUGAUUCUGGUGCUUAUGGGAUAAGCUAUUAUAUUGUUUGAAGUUAAAUGAAAAACUAUCGCCCUGUUAUUUAAUCUUUAUUGUGCCGGCUUGAUGUUUCUCCCCACCAUCACAGUUGUGAGUACAGCCAUGUAUGUCAUCUACUCUACUGAUGUACCGGCUGUUCAGGACCCGAAAGUCAAUCUCUGUUGGCGAAUUACUUCUGGAAGACUGGAGCUGUCUCGAAGUUGUCAGGUUAUUAUCAAAUCGUUUUUUGAAAUAUCUUCGAAUUAUUUGUCUUCUAGCAACUGGUAUCGUCAAUGACUAAUACGCGCCUAUUGGGAAUUUGUUGCUAGGUCUUUGUCGUCAGGAUUCCGGGUUUUAUUCCAGGCACAAAAGAUGAGCAGUCUAUAUCAUUUGAGUCUGUGUGCUUACCUGAUAGCUACGUUCGCCAAAAAAACUACAAAUUCAUACUGGGAAAGACGGGAAACACGACAUUCAGUAAGUAGAUAUUAAAGUUUAUCAAUUGUCUUCACAGUCGGUCCGGUAGGCAACUUCAGUAUGGUCAUUGUUUGUCUUCAUAUGGUUAUAGAACUUAUUUAUCAAAUACGCUGGAAACUUCACUUGUCAAGUCAUAACGAUGUUAAUUUUUUUUUUCAUCAUAUUUAGGGCAGGACGCCAGCUUUGCGUUUUCCCGAGCGUUUUCAGCUGGUUUUCAGUUUAACCUUAAAGAGCGAAAGGGGUGGUACAUUUGUCGAAGUUCGAAUAAAACCUAUCACCGGGCGGAUUUAGAGGCAGACUUCCACUUAGAUAACAUAAAUUGGUUGAGGCGUUGUGCAUUUGUUUUACGACCUCUUUCGGCCACAGAGAGUCCACAUAUGAACUGCUUCGGUACAAAUAAACCACCCCACCCACCCCACCCGACAGACAGACCAACAACAAAGCCAACCCCAGUCAAAACGAUCAGCUCAACACCAAAAACACUUCCAACGACCGCAACACCUCAUAAACCUAAAGGUAAAGUAAAGAUAGCUUCCCGACAUGCUUCAUGAUAUAUUAAAAAGUAUCCCCCUCCUUUGGGGCCUGAUUAAUCGAUUACAUCCAAAACCAACGUCAUUUAUAUAUAUAUCCGAACAAACCAUAUUUAAAUGCGCCGAGUUCUCUUUAGCAGCUUUCAUCAGUCGAAGGGUACCGAAACAAAUGACCACACUUCUGAUUGAACCAUUAUUUUUUUCUUGCAGAACCAUGCAUGUAUCUAAAGUUUUGGAAUAACGCAGGUAUUCCUUUUAUGCUCCAUUCCAGUCUUAAACCAGAGGGUUAUUUAGUAAAAGGACGCAGCCUGAUUCUCCAGUACGUUAUUGGAAGUGGUAAAGUGGUCAAGAGAUCACUUUAUGCUAAUUACGAUGACAAAUAUUUACCCCAGGUAAAGGUCGGUUAACUUUAGUCUAACUACGCUUACCUUUUAAACUCAAUAGUACUAAACUAUUGAGAAAAGAAAAAAAACUUAUUGGUAUAGAACAACUAACAUAUGGGAAUGAUUAGAUUUCUAAAAGAUGUUGUCAACUUUGAGCUUUAAAGACGAUCAUUAGUUUAUCGGAAUUUGCAAAUCGUUCUUGUUAUAACAAAACAUUUAUCCGAAACCUCGAGCUCCAAAGGGAAGUCAAUCAUAGUUUGAGUUAUCAGAGCAUGGCAACAGGGAAAUCAGUGAUAAGAAAAAUAAUUACGUGCGUUCCAUUCCAUUAGGAUUUAUAAAGCGCUCUUCUUCAUUGGUUGUGCUAAGGGGAAUAAGCCCAAAUACCGAUGAAUAUUUUGUAAUGAAAAAGAACGUAACCGUGACUUGCAAUUUUGAUUCCCUGAUUAAAAGAAAAAACUAUCCUUUGGGGAAACUAAUAUCAGUUAGAGGCAACCAGGGAGGAUGAGCUGAACUUACAUAGCAGGUAAUAAUAAGCAAUCACUGGAUGAGGAUGAGUACAAUAUCAUGAAUUAUUUAAGCCGAGGUUUGAGUUAUCUUAGAGUUACCUUCUCUCUGAGUUUGCAAACGUUUGAGAGCACUACACGGACGAGGGGCUUUAAAACUAGGCACACUUUGAACUCAGGGGAUAAGUUUCUCAGGAAACUGUGGUAUUGCGUCGUUAAAAACUGAGUUAAAAAGGUAAAUUGGCCUCCGUAAAGAGUUAAAUGGGUGACGUUUCGAGCGUUAGCCCUUCGUUAGCGCGAUUGACGAAGGGUUAACGCUCGAAACGUCAGCCUUUUAACUGUUUACGGUGGCUAGUUUACGUUUUCAACUCAGUUGUUAACACUUUGAACUGGACAUGAUAACCCAUUGUUUGUUGCAGGCGUUGGGUUAUCAUGUCAAUUUCACACGCUAUUGUGCAUUGACUGUAUACUCUCAAAAAAUCAGAGUUUUUGUUGUAAGCCUAGUAUGUAAUAAUACCUUAGAAGUGGGGAGAAUCCAAGGGAAAUACUCGUUGAUCGAUUGACCAAAAAAUUGAAUGUUAAUACCACGACUCAGUCCCAUAUGAUCAAGUGAUAUUAUUAUAUUCCUAGACUUUCACUCAACAAAACAAGCGCUGUGAUUGGUUGAUUCUUGGUCACGUGCCGCCUAUCGAAUUCAAAUGUAUCCCGACCGUGAUACAAUUGCGCAGUUGUUGCCCGCGCGCCGAAUACAACAGCACUUUUUUUUGUUUUUGCCAUGAUUGUUGAAGGGAAAGUCUAAAUACAUGAUAAAGCACUUUAUGUUUAGUCCCUCGGGAAACUGGUUUCUUUUGUUUUCCCUUGAGUCCUGAUCGAUGUUUCCCUCGACUUCGUCCUGGGAAACAUCAGGACUCUCGAGAAAACAAAACUAACUGUUUCGCAAGGGACCAUAAAUUAGGUGUAUAAUGUAACUUGUAGGUCAUGGAAGACUUAGGAGAUAGUCAGCAACUAUUUCUUGACAAGAGUGAAAUCCCAUCAACUGGCAAACAUUUUGUAAGUUUCUGGGCGAGAGAUCCGGCUGGAAAACGCAAGAUUCUCUUGGAGGGAAAGGAGACCUUGUAUGUGACUCCAGGAUUUCAAUGCCAUUACUUUAUAUAUGUGACAGUUACGUCAAGGCCAAAACCAAGUAAGUUACGAUUACUUUAAUUUUCAUAUUUUGUUGCCAAGUGGCUUGCUUCUCGUUAACUCCUCUCACCAAGAUAUCAGUUCGCAUAUUGGUAUCACAAAAUACGAAUUUGCAUAAAGAAUAAUUCAACAUCAACCCUUUUAUUUGUUACUUUUAAUCUAUUACUUUUUUAUGGCUUUGCAGGUUUUCCAACUAAGAAGCCGACGACACUAAGGCCCUUCACGACUAAGCCUUCAAAAUCCACCUCGUCUACCUCUCCGCCGCCACCUAUACCACAAACACAAGCACCUCCUUCCCCACCUCCUCCUCCACCUCCUCCCCCUCCACCUCCUCCCCCUCCACCUCCUCCUCCUCCCCCUCCACCUCCUCUCCUCCCCUCCUCCUCCUCCGCCUCCUCCGCCUCCUCCUCCCCCUCCUCCUCCUCCGCCUCCUCCUCCUCGCCCUCCUUCUACACCUCAUGUUCCUCCUCAUCAUACUACUCCUCAUGUGCACGUCCAUCCAACUCCUCCUUCACCACAAAUACCGUCCCCUCCACCGGUGAAACCCCCACCACCACCACCACCUCUACCUCCUCCUCCUCCACCUCCCUUUCCCCCUUCCCCACCUAUGCCCGUUAG